Humulus lupulus (European hop) is the source of this 2382-nucleotide messenger RNA. RefSeq lists its product as uncharacterized. The transcript has 15 exons. The record is from RefSeq and is a predicted model, not a curated record. The coding region runs from base 340 to 2046 and encodes 568 amino acids. Gene Ontology annotation, molecular function: 5'-nucleotidase activity. Lineage: Eukaryota; Viridiplantae; Streptophyta; Magnoliopsida; Rosales; Cannabaceae.
AAGCUAAGCAGAGCAUAGCAAAGCAGCAGCAAAAGGGCGGCUACCCAGUAGUAAUCUAAAUACCCAUACCAUACCAUACCCAUCACUUUAGCAUUUAGCGGCGCGCACACACAACACAACCCACCUCCAUUUUCGUAUUUAAACCAAAUCCACUUUCUACUCUCACGUCUCCUCUUCUCACCUCUCUCUCACCCUCCCUCCAUUAUUUUCUCCUUUUACCUUAACGUAUAUAUAUAUGCACACCACUCUUUCUACACACCGUCUCUUCCUACCAAGCUUUCAAACCCUAGCUUCGAAUGCGAACUUCAAUCUCAACCUUCUUCUCCUCAUCCUCCUCCCAUGGCAACUAUUCGCAGAUUUCUUCCUCGUCAAUUCUCCAUUGACAGAACGAGCCGAAUCUUUUCGUUAUCUGGACUUGUAGAAGGAUCGGGAGGAAGUUAUAGGAGUUAUGGCGUGAUUGGUUCUUCCGAAGAUUUGUCAUUGAAAUUUAAAGAUAGAGGUAGUGAUAGUUCAUCUGAAGUAGAUAGUGUCGUUCUUGAUGACGAAGUAGAGAAGAUUCGUAGUCGAUUUGAUGCUGCCAAAAAGAGUUUCCUCAGUCUUUCGGAGGCUCUUGCGUCAUUGCCGAAGAUGAAUCCGGAAGCCUUUAAGUCAUUGCCAAAGAUGAAUCCAGAAGGGAUUUAUGUAAAUAAGAAUUUGAGAUUGGACAAUAUUCAAGUUUAUGGCUUUGACUAUGACUACACAUUGGCACAUUACUCAAAAAAUUUACAGAGCUUAAUCUACGAUCUUGCGAAAGAGCAUAUGGUUAAUGAGUUACGGUAUCCUGAGAUUUGCAUGGAAUUUAAGUAUGAUCCAACUUUUCCCAUCAGAGGAUUGUACUAUGAUAAGCUAAAAGGAUGUCUUCUGAAGUUAGACUUCUUUGGGUCAAUUGAGCCAGAUGGAUGCUACUUUGGUCGUCACAAGCUUACCAGAAAGGAAAUAGAGGAAAUUUACGGAACUCGGCAUAUCGGUCGUGACCAAGCACGAGGUCUUGUUGGUUUAAUGGACUUCUUUUGCUUUAGCGAGGCAUGCCUUAUUGCGGAUAUUGUGCAAUAUUUUGUCAAUGCUAAACUGGAAUUUGAUGCUAGCUACAUCUAUCAAGAUGUAAAUCGUGCAAUUCAGUAUGUUCACCAAAGUGGAUUGAUGCAUAGAGGAAUUCUUUCCGACCCAUGUAGAUAUCUUGUAAAAAAUGGUCAGCUAUUACAUUUUCUGAAGAUGCUAAGGGAAAAGGGGAAAAAACUUUUCUUGCUCACCAACUCUCCAUAUUACUUUGUGGAUGGUGGAAUGCGGUUUCUGUUAGAGGAUUCUGUGGGUGACAGAGACUCGUGGAGAGAACUUUUUGAUGUCGUGAUAGCCCAAGCAAACAAGCCAGAUUUCUACACAUCUGAGCACCCUUUCCGUUGUUAUGACCCAGAGAAGGACACAUUAGCUUUUUCAAAGGUGGAUAGAUUUCUUCCUAAUAAAAUCUAUUACCAAGGAUGCCUUAAGUCCUUUCUUGAAAUCACCAAGUGGAAUGGCCCAGAGGUGAUUUACUUUGGAGAUCACCUAUUUAGCGACCUUAGAGGACCUUCAAAAGCUGGUUGGCGCACUGCUGCAAUCAUCCAUGAACUAGAGAGUGAAAUUCGUACACAAAAUGAAGAUGCUUACCGAUUUGAACAGGCAAAGUUUCACAUAAUACAAGAACUCCUCGGUAAAUUGCAUUCAACUGUUGCUAGUAAUCAUCAGAGUAAAGCUUAUAAAUUGCUGUUGGAGGAGCUAAAUGUGGAGCGAGUGAAGGCACGUCAAAUGAUGAAGAAAAUGUUUAAUAGAUCCUUUGGAGCCACAUUCCUCACAGACACAGGUCAAGAAUCUGCUUUUGCCUAUCAUAUACAUCAAUAUGCAGAUGUUUAUACCAGUAAACCAGAGAAUUUUUUGCUCUACCCUUCUGAUGCAUGGCUACAUGUACCCUUCGACAUCAAGAUUAUGCCACACCAUCUUAAGGUCCCAUCAAGCUUGUUCAGAAGUUGUUGAAUAUAAUUCUUUUGGAGAAAGGCUGAGCCAACUAAACAGGGUUGGUACUAGCCUCUGGUUUUGGCAGAGGUCAGCUCUUAUGUUUCUUAUUGCAUAAUUUUUAUCUGGUAUUUAACUACUUAUGCAAUUAAUAUACUAGACCAGGUCCUAAGUUUUCCACGCUAAAUAUGCUAUCAAGGAAUUAGGUGAGUAAAUAGUUUGAGCUUAAGGUGUGCACUUUUUGGUAGUUGAUAGUGUUUUCUUAGACAUUUUUUUUGCAGCUACACUCCGAAAAUACGGCGUAAAAGUGUAGUUAACCACUACUUUAAACUUCAAACAGCAGGCACAUUUUUAUUU